Molecule: messenger RNA, 858 nt
Organism: Fimicolochytrium jonesii
Lineage: Eukaryota; Fungi; Chytridiomycota; Chytridiomycetes; Spizellomycetales; Powellomycetaceae
Exons: 3
Coding region: 111-635 (174 amino acids)
Source: RefSeq, a predicted model, not a curated record
UUAAAUAGCCCGCGUAAUGGGCGUUAUGAACCUGGAAUGUGAUUGAAAUCAACGCAAAGCGACCGUGACACUCGGUGGCUACCUUCGGGUAGACAGGGCAGGGGCUGGUGAUGAGAGUGGUGAGUUGUCUUUUCUUUACCGUCGGCGCUCUUCUUCGGCACUCUUCUUCGGUCCACUGUUGUCUUUUCUUUACCGUCGGCGCUCUUCUUCGGCACUCUUCUUCGGUCCACUGGCUAGUUAUCUCAUCUUAUAAAAUCGUGACUGAUUCUUGUAUAUCGACUGAGGAUCUGGUUAUUAGUUGUCUUUUCUUUACCGUCGGCGCUCUUCUUCGGCACUCUUCUUCGGUCCACUGGUUAGUUAUCUCACCUUAUGAAAUCGCAAUCCUCUUCGGUCGGGUCCGAAAUGACGUUAAACUACCAUCGGCACUCCUUCGGCACUCCUUCGGCGCUCCUUCGGCACUCCUUCGGCACUUCUUCGGUUCGGUCGGGUCCGAAAUGACGUUAAACUACCAUCGGCACUCCUCGGCACUCCUUCGGUUCGGUCGGGUCCGAAAUGACGUUAAACUACCAUCGGCACUCCUUCGGUUCGGUCGGGUCCGAAAUGACGUUAAACUACCAUCGGCACGUCCGAAAUGACGUUAAACUACGAUCGGCACGUGGAAGUGGAAGAAACACGUUAACCAGCCCGUGGACGUGGACGACACGUUAACCAGCCCGUGGAAGUGGAAAAACACGUUAACCAGCCCGUGAUCAGGAAAACCACGUUAAACGACCCGCGUAAUGGGCGUUAUGAACCUGGAAUGUGAUGAAAUCAACGCAAAGCGACCGUGACACUCGGUGGCCAUGGAAGGAUCGCUGG